Triticum dicoccoides is the source of this 1061-nucleotide messenger RNA. RefSeq names its product GPI-anchored protein LLG1-like. The record is from RefSeq and is a predicted model, not a curated record. Lineage: Eukaryota; Viridiplantae; Streptophyta; Magnoliopsida; Poales; Poaceae. The transcript is spliced from 3 exons. The coding region runs from base 217 to 762 and encodes 181 amino acids.
GGCUUCCCCACCACGUAAACUGAUCGUAGUAGGCCCGGAGAAAUUGGCGAGCCAAUGGUGGGAUUAAGAGGUUACCUCGACCCCACAAAUGGCGCUGUCAUGGCGGUUGCCGUCGUCUUUGAAGUGCUAGCCAUAGCCGCCCGCGCCACUAGUCCACUAGAGUAGAACAGAGUGCCGAGCCAACUUCGCCCAAGAGCCAAGAAGCUUCCGCUGAAGAUGGAGCUGCAGCGGCGAGCGAUGGCUCAGACCCACCGGUUCCUGCUCCUCUUCCAUGCCGCCGUCCUGGCCGGGCUCGCCUCCGCCUCCGCGUCGCCCUCCGUGUCCGUGUCUGACAGCGUAUUCCAGGCCAGCACCGGAUCGACAUCGACGGGGAGGAGGAGCUUGCUGCAGACCAAGAGGGACUGCCCUAUGAGCUUCGAGACCCAGAACUACACGAUCCUCACAAACAAGUGCAAAGGGCCACAAUACCCUCCUACUGAAUGUUGUGAAGCUUUCAAGGAAUUUGCAUGCCCAUUUGCCGCGUACAUCAACAACCAGAGCACUAACUGUGCAGACACAAUGUUAACCUACAUCAACGUCCAUGGCUCGUACCCGGCAGCCCUAUUCGCCGACGAGUGCCUCAAAGGCAAGGAAGGGGUUUCUUGCGAAGGCAUCCCAGAGAUAGGCACCGGCGUGCCAAGUGGUGGGCGACGAGCUCAAGGGAGUUCGCCACAUCCUUUGGUCGCUCUCUUGUGUGGAAUAGGAGCAUUGCUGUUCCAUUGAGUGACACCUUGCAGUUCUACAAAGAUGGUGUGAAUUUCAGGUGUAAGUUGUAAGUAGUAUCUACCAACGAUUAGGAUUCAUUUGCAUCUCCUUGACGCUCUCUUGAUGUUAAUUGUGAUUGGACAUUGGCUUCAUACUUGACAGUAGAUGUUCUAUUGCUGUAGUAUGCCCUUUUGUUAUAGAACAACAUGACAUCUUGACAUUCAACAUUAGAUGAUCAGUUGAUCACAUCUUUCUAUUGGCAGAGUGCACACCCAAAUUAUAAAUCAUGAAAUUGAAGAUCAACUGAUUAUUUUACA